AUGGCGGCGCACCAGAUCGCCAUUGCAAAGGCUGCCUUCUCGGCGGGUCUCCUGCGUCCGGAUCCAACGUCGGUACCACGCGAUGACAUUGCCGCGUUCCAUGCCUCCCUCGACCGCGUCCUAUCGCAGUGCACCCCAGCAAAUAUCCAGACGUGCAAAGCAUGGUUACUCCACUAUGUCGCUUCAUCAUCUAGCCGCGUAGGAGGAUGGGCCAAAUAUUUGGUUGCGCUGGCCGGCUCCCUUGCGGAGGGCACCAAACCCUCACCCAAGCGCCGACGGCUCCACAUACUCUACCUCCUCAAUGAUCUGUUGCACCACAGCAAGUACCACCUCGACACCACGGCCACCUUCUCCACCGUGAGCGGGACCUUGCAGCCCUACCUGGUGGACUUGGUUGGACACGCGGCUGCUUAUGAUCGGGAGAAACACCCCCGCCAUCAUCGGCGGUUAGAUGAUCUGCUAGACAUCUGGUCCGAGCACGGUUACUUCAGUUCCGACUAUGUCCAGAAGUUGCGCGUGGUGGUGAAGAAUUCCGCUUCAUUGGAAGCGCCACCAUCAUCCAGUGAUGACCGAGCCGGUGACACCAACCCGAAGCCACCCGGCAAAGAUGUACCGUUCGUCAUGCCAUCGACUCACGGUGAUCCAUCUACGCCAUACUAUGAUCUUCCCGCCGGCAAUCUGAUCCCUCAUAUCAUCCCCAACUCAACCAUACCACUCCGGCCCGAUACCAUCAGGCCACUCCAAUUCCUGGCAGGACCUGCGGACGCGACGCUGAUUCACACUCUCAAAAAUUUCUUGGAGGACGUCGAUCGGAUAUAUGGGACGGUUGAUCUUGCCAAAGAGGACGGGGAAGAGGACAUUGACGAGCUGGGCCAGGCCGUCCUCAGGGAUGAGAUCACGGGGGAUAUCCUCGACGGGGAAACAUAUUACGGCUGGAGUCGCACGUUUUGCCAGCAGAUGAAGAAGACACCCAACGAUUCACGCAGUCGGAGUGGAAGCCCCAGCGGAACUCGAAAUGAUCAUAAACGCCGGCGCUACAGCGACAGCUCUGUCAGUAACCGAAGCGAUUCAAGAUCUCGGUCCCGAUCACGCAGAGACCAUACACGUCGCCGCUAUGGCUCCCGCUCACGCAGCCGUGAGAGCUCUUACUCUCCCCGAGAACCAUCACCUCCACGAUUCCCCCCUCCUCAUCAACCAUCACACCCAACAAUACACGGCCACCCCCCUCCGCCUCCACCUCACUCAGGUUUUCCUCCACCUCCACCCAACUUUCACGGCGCCUGGCCUCCACCCCCACCCCCACACAUGCCGGGCAUGCCUUUUCCUCCUGGGAUGAACAUGAACAUGAACCCGGGUGGUUACCCUCCUUUCCCUCCACAUCCUUCCAUCCCCAUGGCUCCGGGACAACCCUUACCUCCAGGCCAAUAUCAUUUUCCCCCACCUCAUCAACCCCCGGCCCAGCAUGGCCCACCCUGGGAUGCUGCCGCGGCAAGGAAAAAUUGGCGAUAA
This is a messenger RNA of Penicillium lagena, 1509 nucleotides long. RefSeq names its product RNA polymerase II-binding domain-containing protein. The transcript is spliced from 2 exons. Gene Ontology annotation, biological process: intracellular calcium ion homeostasis. The record is from RefSeq and is a predicted model, not a curated record. Bases 1 to 1509 code for a protein of 502 amino acids. Lineage: Eukaryota; Fungi; Ascomycota; Eurotiomycetes; Eurotiales; Aspergillaceae. Gene Ontology annotation, cellular component: perinuclear region of cytoplasm.